AUAGAGUAAAAACACUGGGCAGGGUGCUGGACUUAACUUUUUCCUGCGGAUAAAAAAAAAAUAAGUUGACAGGAUUAGAUACGAAGGUUCCACCAUGGCGAGCGAUAACAGGAAGAGACCGUCGCUCAAAGAAGACCUGACCUGUUCCAUUUGCUACGAGCUCUUCACCGACCCCGUCAUGCUGGCCUGCAUGCAUCACUUCUGCAGGGCUUGCAUCUCCACAUACUGGAGGGGUCUCCGGGGUUUUGUAUCUUGCCCACAGUGCAGGCGGGAAUUCCCCAACCGGCAGCUCCUGACCAACUUUCUUGUGUCGGGCAUGGUGGACAAGGUGAGGGCAAACUCCAGCGAAGGCUACCAGAAGGAUUUGCAGAAUCAGCUGAAAGACUCCCUAGAGUCUUACCAUGCAAAGAGGGAGGAGUACCUGAACAUGAUCCGCCAGGACAAGGAGAAGGUGGACACCAUAAAGAGGGUGGGUGUGGAGCUGCAGGCCCGGGUGCAGGGGGAGUUCCAGGCUCUGCGGGACCUCCUGCAGCAGGAGGAGGGGGAGGUGCUGGAGGAGUUGAGGCGGGAGCAGGCGGAGGUGCUGGAGCAGGCGGAGCAGAGGCUGGAGCAGCUGCGGACGGCCGUGCAGGAGGCCGAGGAGAGCGUGCGCGUGCUGCAGCAGGCUGCUGACGCCAUGGAGACCAGCGUGUUGGUGGAGCUUCCGGAGGUGAAUAUGAGACCAUCUCUGCAGGUGGAGAAGGAAGCUGAGUUUGACGUGAAAGCUUUCACCGCUCGAUACUCUGGCCCCCUGCAGUACAUCACCUGGAGGAGGAUGUUCAAGCUGCUUAAACCAGCUCCCGCUCCGCUGACCUUCGACCCGGAAACGGCGCAUCCGAGCCUGUGCCUCUCGCGGGACAAGACCAGCGUGGUGGAGUGCCAGGAGAUGCUCCCGUACAAACGCAACCCCAAACGCUUCACUCAGUGCGUCAACGUGCUGGCCGCCCAGUGCUUCCUGUCCGGCAGGCACUACUGGGAGGUGGGUGUGGGCGGGAGCACCAAGUGGGACCUGGGCGUGGCCAUGGAGGUGGUGGAUCGGCGAGCGCGGGCCAAGCUGAGCCCCGAGAACGGGUACUGGACCCUGCGUCUGCGCGAGGGCGGGCGAUACUCGGCCGGGACCCAGCCCUGGACCCCUCUGCAGGUGGACGCCCCGCCCCGCUUCGUGGGCGUGUUUCUGGACUGCGAGGAGCGCGUGGUGUCCUUCUACAACGCCGAGAGCAUGCGGCUCAUCUACGCCUUCAACCACGGCCCCCGGGGUCGGGUCUACCCCUUCUUCAGCACCUGCGUGAGCGAGCGUGGCCAGAAGCCUCAGCCAAUCAAGCUGCUCCACUUCCCCCAAGACCCUCUCUGAGCACCUCCCACUGGCCAAAUCAAUCACCAUAUUAUAGACUACUGUCUAACCCCCGACAGGCACUCCUCUGUAUUACACAGAGCUUGUGUGAGCCCCCUACAGGCACUUCUCUGUAUUACACAGAACUUGUGUGAGCCCCCUACAGGCACUUCUCUGUAUUGCACAGAGCUUGUGUGAGCCCCCUACUGGCACUUCUCUGAAUUACACAGAGCUUAUGUGAGCCCCCUACAGGCACUUCUCUGUAUUGCACAGAGCUUGUGUCAGCCCACUACAGGCACUUCUCUGUAUGACACAGAGCUUCUGUGAGCCCCCCUACUGCUGUAUUGGUGUUUCCCUGUAUUACACAGAGCUCAUGUGAGCUCCUACUGGUGUUUCCCUGUAUUACACAGAGCUUCUGUGAGCCCCCUACUGGUGUUUCCCUGUAUUACACAGCACCUAUGAGCCCCCUACUGGUGUUUCCCUAUAUUAUAUAGCACUGCUGUCAGUGUCAGCUGUCAGUAUAUCUGUAUAACACUAGCUGGGAGCCCGCCUUAGCGUCUGUUUUCUGCUGUCGAUGGAGGGUUUUCUCUCAGUCUCGUUCUUUUCCUCUCUACUGCUUAACUGUGGUAAUUAGCCAAGUUUCUAUGCCAGCGUGCCUCUCAAUCCACCUUAUGGCCACAUUUUUAUUCAUUUACAGCGACAGGCACAGUUAUAGUCCCUGCCAAAUGCUUCCUUUCUUUGUUGAAAAUAUUGUAAUAUGCCAAAAUGAAGUAAAUGAUUGUUUCAAUUAGCAAACUUAAUGUGAACGAUGUCAGCGCAGUGCACGUGUGCAGUGCACGUCUCCUAAGAUCCAAAGAGCUGAGCUGGAGUCGGCCCAGUGAUUCUCCACCUCAGCCUCCCCCCUCCACGUGCCCAUGUCAGGCAUGUGGUGGUGUGGGUGCACGUGGGAGUUGCAGUCUUUUUCCAUUACUGUGAAUCCAUCAUAUAGUGUGUAAUGUUACAUGAAGGGUAAAGGGGAAGCGGGUGGGGUAGAUGGCUGAAGUAUGUUAGCCUCGUAAAUCUGCGGUAGAUACCUGAAGUAUGUUGGUAUCGUAAAUCGCAGUACGGGCGAUUGAGAGGAUUAUUCUCCUCACCGUAAAGCACCCUGAGUGCCUUAGGAGGGGCCGUGAAUUUACAGGUCUGACUUAGAGGUUAUGGUUUAUAGACUACCGCUCUGUUUUAAGACAUUUACUAUGCAUGUGUGUGUAAUGUACUCUUUUCAUUGUGAAAAUAGUUUCAAACUGGAAAAAUGUUCCAUCUUAUUCUCUUUAGUACAGUGGCAGCACAUACGCACACUGUUGUGUCUGACUGUUUAUUCACAGUGAGGUGCUUGUUUGAGUCAUGCUGGUCAGGACUACAGAUUUUCCUGCUGAAACAGCUUGACUCAGACUGCGGCUGUUCUUUAGUAUAAACGCUUUUCCCUCUUCCAACUCCCAGGUGAACUGCUGAACCAUUUAUGCUCAUGCAAGACAUAAAUUUUUUAAAUGUCUUCUGUAAUACAAUGGAAUGAAUUUCUCUGUAACUACUUUGAUUUUCUUUUAAUUCCGAUCCCAUUUUAACUAUUUCUUGAAAAUGAAUCAAUAUGUAAAUGCUACUCAGUACAACCACGUGAUUGAUUAGAAAAUAUGGUGUACUUUUACCUUCAGAAAAUAAACUGAAACAAAACCGC
This is a messenger RNA of Conger conger (European conger), 3077 nucleotides long. It is a transcript of the gene trim105, whose product is annotated as tripartite motif containing 105. The record is from RefSeq and is a predicted model, not a curated record. Lineage: Eukaryota; Metazoa; Chordata; Actinopteri; Anguilliformes; Congridae. Bases 95 to 1390 code for a protein of 431 amino acids. The transcript is spliced from 7 exons. Gene Ontology annotation, molecular function: protein binding.